This is a messenger RNA of Penicillium coprophilum, 660 nucleotides long. RefSeq names its product Dimeric alpha-beta barrel. The transcript has 2 exons. The coding region runs from base 1 to 660 and encodes 219 amino acids. The record is from RefSeq and is a predicted model, not a curated record. Lineage: Eukaryota; Fungi; Ascomycota; Eurotiomycetes; Eurotiales; Aspergillaceae.
AUGACUGCCCCUGUGACCGAAGUGACCAUCGUUCCCCUAGUGAAGGGUGCCGAUCCACGAGUUGAGAAUAGCGACGCAGCCAAAAUACUCAACAGGGCGAACGAGACUGUAAUGCAACAGCCUGGAUUCCAACGCAUGAUAUGGGGUUUGGAUAAAAAGGACCCUAGUAUGAUGGUAGGCAUUGUUGCCGCUCCGUAUUAUCAAGCUUUCAUAGAUGAUUUUAAUCAGAUUAUUGCUGGACCGAUCGUUUUGUUUCAUACAACCUAUGAAGAAGGAGUUGGCAUUGCGCCUCUGAUUGAGCUCAAGGAUCAAAUAACCGAUGUCUCUCUUGCUUUCUUCCCUGCAGGAUCAUUGACCCAAGGGUUCCAAGACGAUCUUUCCUGGGUUUCUCAGACUGUGAAAACGGAUCUCCUCAAGCCUAAAGAUGCACCCUCCAGUAUUGUCAGUGGCUGGUGCACCGAUGAUGCGUUGGACGAAGAGCGCCAUGGAAAAGGACCAGAGAGGCCGUGGAUGUCGAUGGUAACAUGGAAGAACACAAAAGCUCGACAAAGAGCAUGGAAUCGCCAAGCUGUUCUUGGUGAUAUUCCAAAACUUGUUGAAGGGAAGGGAGAGCUGGAAAUCUACGAGGUCGAGUUCCAGCCUGUGAUUUCCAGGCCGUAA